This is a messenger RNA of Trichomycterus rosablanca, 1712 nucleotides long. It is a transcript of the gene tmod2, whose product is annotated as tropomodulin 2. Bases 133 to 1173 code for a protein of 346 amino acids. The record is from RefSeq and is a predicted model, not a curated record. Gene Ontology annotation, biological process: muscle contraction; actin filament organization; myofibril assembly. NCBI's taxonomy places the organism in Eukaryota, Metazoa, Chordata, Actinopteri, Siluriformes, Trichomycteridae. Gene Ontology annotation, molecular function: tropomyosin binding. Gene Ontology annotation, cellular component: myofibril; cytoskeleton; striated muscle thin filament. The transcript is spliced from 10 exons.
GAUUUUGUUGGUGGAGUUUGUUAGCAGGAGGAGACGGAGAGUGAGAGUGGGAAUUAUUCUGCUCUGCUUUGGUCAAGAUCCUGAAUCGUACUGGACUGACGUCUGUCUCGCCGGAGCUGAAGCUGGUUCAACAUGGCGCUGUCGUUCAAGAAGGACCUGGAGAAGUACAAGGAGCUGGACGAGGACGAGAUCCUCGACAAGCUCUCCGAGGAGGAGCUCAAGCAGCUGGAGAGCGCUCUGGAGGAGAUGGACCCUGAGAACAAUCUGCUCCCGGCCGGUCUGAGGCAGAAGGACCAGACGGAGAAGGAGGCGACGGGACCCUUGGACCGCGAGAAGCUCCUGCAGUACCUGGAGAAAGAGGCUCUGGAGUGUGAGGACCGCGAGGACUUCGUGCCCUUCACCGGAGAGAAGAAAGGAAAAGCCUGGGUGCCUAAACAGAAGCCCAUGGAGACACGGAAGGAGGAAGUGACCACCCUCGACCCCGAACUGGAAGAGGCUCUGUCUACUGCUACCGACACGGAGCUGUGUGACCUGGCGGCGAUUCUCGGAGUGAACACGCUGGUGACGAGCACACGGAGCUACGACGGGACCGCCAGCAAGGACGGAUACAACAAUGUUAUUAAAGGAGAACCGGUGAAGCCCGUGUUCGACGAGCCGCCAAACCCGACUAACGUCGACGAUACACUGCAGAGGAUAAAAUCUAACGACCCCACGCUGACCGAGGUCAACCUCAAUAACAUUAAGAACAUUCCGAUCCCCACGCUGAGAGACUUCGCUAAAGCCAUGGAGAGAAACGCACACGUGAAGAAGUUCAGUUUAGCGGCAACACGCAGCAACGACCCCAUCGCAGUGGCGUUUGCAGACAUGCUGAGAGAGAAUAAAUCCCUGAAGAGUUUGAAUCUGGAGACGAAUUUUAUCACCGGUGCCGGAGUUCAGGCUCUGGUGGAGGCGCUGCGGGACAACGACUCGCUCUCCGAGAUCAAAAUCGACAACCAGAGGCAGCAGCUGGGCACCUCAGUGGAAAUGGAGAUUGCCAAGAUGCUGGAAGCUAACACCAGUAUAAUGAAGUUCGGAUACCAUUUCACCCAGCAGGGACCUCGGGCACGAGCAUCGGCUGCUAUAACCAAAAACAACGACCUCGUGCGGCGGAGGCGUGUACAGAAGGAUCUGUAGUGGAUUCUCUCUCUCUCUCUCUCUCUCUCGUACCCUCUCCAUCUCUGCAGCAGAGCGCCGUGCCAGGCUCCGAGCGAGUGCGGCGUGGUGCUCGGCGUGGACCACCGAACCAGGGACCCAACUGGAAAUUCGCCCUCCUCCCGAAAUCUGGGCUCGGCUUCUCGUCGUGUUUGUGUUAUUUUAUAGCUCGAAGCUUCUUCCUCCCCCCUUCCCCCCCCCCCCCCCCGUCUGUAUUUCUAUUUUUAGUUCUAUUAUCUCAGUAUGUGUAGAAUUCAGCCAUGUUUAAACGAAGAGGACCAAUGAUCAGGAAGUUCUGAGGAGCACGUUCCUCUCGGUUCUGAGGAGCACGUUCCUCUCGGUUCUGAGGAGCACGCUCCUCUCGGUUCUGAGGAGCACGCUCCUCUCGGUUCUGAGGAGCACGCUCCUCUCGGUUCUGAGGAGCACGCUCCUCUCGGUUCUGAGGAAGCUCGUUCCUCUUGGUUCUGAGGCGCUCAUGUUCUUCUCGGUUCUGAGGAAGCUCGUUCCUCUCGGUUCUGAGG